Molecule: messenger RNA, 2093 nt
Organism: Drosophila elegans
Lineage: Eukaryota; Metazoa; Arthropoda; Insecta; Diptera; Drosophilidae
Product: testis-expressed protein 10 homolog
Exons: 1
Coding region: 84-2003 (639 amino acids)
Cellular component (GO): MLL1 complex; nucleus
Source: RefSeq, a predicted model, not a curated record
GAUUGAGAAGCGCACAUGUUUUGAUUGUUUUUUUUUUUUGUGAUUCGGAACAUUGAACCCCGAUCUCCUCCAGAACUCGAAAAAUGGGCGGACACCACAAGAAGAACCUGCGGGCGGAGAAGGCCAAGGUGAAGCUGAAGGGCGCCAAGCUGCCCAAGGGCCUCAAUGUGACCAAGACGGACUUCAAGGUGCGCAAAAUCGAGAUUCGGGAGCAGCUAAAGGAGUCCUCCUACUCGGCAACUGGCCAGCGGCAGCUCAAUCUCAAGGAGACGCUCUCGCGGCUGAAACAUCACAGUGUCAAGUUCCGCACGGAUGCCCUGCGUAAUGUGCGGGAUUCGCUGAAGUCCGGGAAUGCGGACCAUCUAAUUGGACAUCUGAACGAGCUGUUCCAGGGCAUUGCAGCCGGAGCCUUGGACAUGGAGCGUUCGGCGCGGCUGGAAUCGUUCAAGACCCUCGAUAUCCUGCUCGAGGCCCUUCAGUCGCACGCAGUGGCGCCCUUUUUCCACGUCAUAGCCACCUAUUUGCGUUGUGCCAUGACCCACGUGCUGCCGGCCAUCCAGGAGGACUCGCUCCUCAUGCUGGACGUCCUGCUGCAGCGUGUGUCGCCGGCCCUUCUGGCGGAGCGCAGUGCCAGCACCAUCAUUGGCAACUUCAUCGACAUGAUCUCCCGCGCUCGCCACGACAGCGAGCGCUCGAAUCGCACCCUCACCUUGAACCUGGGCCAGGGCAAGCAGACGACCGUGAAGUGGCGCACCAAGGUGCUGCUCCGUCUGCAGCAGAUACUCGGCACGUUGGUCAGCUCCAAGGGCUCCAAGACGGCCGUUGCCCGUGUGGUUCACUUCGAUUCGAUGUGUCCGCAGUACUACAAUGUGCUGUGUCAGGUGCCCCAGGACAACAGGGACCUGUAUUCCAUCCUCAACGAAUCCAAGCUCACUGCCGAGGGCACACGACUGCAAACGUACGUGGAGCAACUGCUUCCGCUCCUGCAGGACAACUGGCUGGAGGUGCGUCCGCAGCCGCAACAGCCGCUGCUCAGUCAGGAUGCGGCGGCCAGUCUGCAUGUGGUCAUCAGCCUGAUGACCCUGCUCUGGACCCUUAUCGCACAGCAUGAAACGGAGAAUAACACCAGUGAACUUAGCGACUGGCUGAGAAAGAACUAUGCGCAAAAGUUCCUGCUCAACUUUUUGGCCAAGGACGGCAGUCGUUUUCCCUACCAACAGAUUCCGUUGGGGGCGACGGCCAAGAAGUCAUCGAAAGACAAGGGACCCGCGGAUGGCGGGGAACAUUGCUUGCCGCAAAACCUAGGCCUUGUCCAGCUAACCUGCAAGUUCCUUCCGAAUCCCAACGAGAAGCAGGCCCAGCUGUUUGGCCAUUUGGUUGCCUACAUGCAGAAGAGUUUGGAUCGCCUCAGUUCACUGUCGCCGGAGCAGCAGCUCUCUGUGGUGGCUUCCCUGCGUCCGUUGCUUCUUGAACAUGCCACAUCGCUGCAGAACAUCGUGGCAGAACCUCUGACCAGCUUGCUGAGUGCCACCAUCGAGGCUUAUGUGGGCCAGCGGUUCACCACCCGCGAGGGCGUGGCCACGCGAGUGCUGAAUCUCCUCUGCGAGAUUGUGGAGCGUUCGGCUUUGUAUGCCCGCUUUGGCGGAGAGCAGAGAUUCGCCCCGUUCCUUGGCUAUCUGCCGCAGUUGCUGCUGAAACCAACAGUGGGUGAGGGCACUCUGCGAGCCAUGGCCACGCUCUGUCGCCAACUGAAUGGAGUCUUUAUGUCCGCCCUCAUCCAAGCCGCUCCCGAGGUGGUCAGCCACUUGGUUAAGCUGCAGGUCACGAGCGAUUCCGAUGGCGAGGACAAAUUCGAGAACCAGAAACGCGUUCUCAACCUGUUCUACUACGCCAGAGAGUCGGAUAAAGAGGGAAAACUGGAGCGGGCACUUAAGCAGCUGGAGGAGAAGGCAGAGCACGAGCGGAUUGCCGGUUACCUGAAGGCAGUGCUGGGCUACAACUAGUGCUCCCCAUCCAGUACAAUACACACCUACUUUGUAUAGCAUCUAUAAUUAGUUUAAUGUUUACAUUAUAAUCCUCUUGCUUAGGACGAA